AUGGAGGCAUGGCUGCAGCUAGGAGGGCCCCUGGGGGUGCCGCUACCCCUGGGACGACAACUCCCGCUGACCUUGAGAGGGCCCCUGAAGAUGUCGCCGCUGCUGGGAGGGCCUCUGGGAGGACCGUCACCCCUGGGAGGCUACCUAGGGGCUUCACCAUCUCUGGGAGUGUUUCUGGGGGCAUCGUCGUCCCUGAGAGGGCCCCCUGGGCGUGGUGCCGCCCUGGGAGGAUCUCUGAGGGUGCCCUCUUCCCUGGGAGGGUCCAUGGGGGAACUGCCGCCCUUGGGAGGGUCCCUGGGGGCGCUGCAGUCAAUGGAAGGGUCCCCGGGGAUGUCGCCACCCCUGUGA
This is a messenger RNA of Homarus americanus (American lobster), 348 nucleotides long. Its product is annotated as dirigent protein 10-like. The transcript has a single exon. The record is from RefSeq and is a predicted model, not a curated record. The coding region runs from base 1 to 348 and encodes 115 amino acids. Lineage: Eukaryota; Metazoa; Arthropoda; Malacostraca; Decapoda; Nephropidae.